AAACGCUUACGACCAUUGAGUGAUGCUCUACAUUACUCACCUUUCUUAAUUCAGUCUGUGUUAUCAUUCUUUUCUGGACUUGGUUUGUCCAAUAAAGAAUUGCCAAUUGGUUAAAAUAGUACAUUUUUAUGCAAUUUCGUUGACAGUGGUUGUUGAAGAUUGUGCUUUGGGCUAUAAUUAAAAAGCAAACAUAUUUUUUCCUUGAUAAAGCGGUAAAAAAAUAACCCGGCAUUGGAACAGCUAUUUUCUCUACAUACGAUCAAAACGUACAUAGUUUAAAUGUCUUCAACCGAAGUAAAGCUAUCGCGGCUGCUGAUCUUAGCCCAAAAGUUUAACAACUUUUACCUUUCAGGUUUUCAAAAGUGUGACAUUCGUCCAUUUGUGGUUGAGGGCCAACAAGUUGGUCUUAUUAAGUCAGAUGUUUUGAAACAUCUCGAAAAGUAUCCAGAGGUAUUUUGCAUUCGUGCUUGUGAGCAAACUAAACAGGGUUUGGUAGAGCUGAAUCCAGCUUUUCGUGACUACAACGAGCGCACUGAGCAGCUGGAAAAGGUUUUGCGUAACCUGCGCUCUGAGGACCUUUUUCCUGCAUUACAGGGAUGGAGGGAUGAGUAUUUUGAGGUAAAAGCAGACUGCAAAGCCCUACUUAAAAUGGAACGAGCAGCCACUCCGCUCUUUGGAGUACGCAAGUAUGGCGUAGAUAUAAACGGUUACGUAAGGCACCCAACGCUUGGAUUAUGCAUUUGGCUGCAGCAGCGGUCUAACACAAAAGAGACCUGGCCUGGAAAGUGGGACAAUAUGGUAGGCGGUGGACUUUCAGUCGGCUUUGGUAUAAAGGAAACAGCCAUUAAGGAGGCUGCUGAGGAGGCAUCUAUUCCUUGCGAUCUAGUCAAGAAUUUGGUGUCCGCAGGGUGUGUCUCAUUUUACUUUGAAAGCCGACAAGGUCUUUUUCCCAACACCGAAUAUGUUUUUGACUUAGAGCUACCACUUGACUUUGUACCUCAAAACGCUGACGGGGAAGUCCAGGCCUUCGAGCUGCUAACAGCCAAGGACUGUGUGGAGCGCGUUUUUACUUCAGAUUUCAAGACAACUUCAGCGCCUGUGGUGAUCGACUUUCUUAUCCGACACGGGCAUAUAACAGCAGAUGAUGUGGUUGACUUUACGCAAAUCGUUGAGCUCUUGCACGUGCCAUUACAGUCCCUAUAUACGUACAAGGCUCGCUUUGAGCAAUCCAAAAAGCACCCUCAAUUCUUGCCAGGUGGUUCGAAAAACUGCAACUGUGCAAUAUUACAGAAAAUAUCGGUGGAGAAUGGGCACAAGAAGGCAAAUUAAUCCGAAAUGCAAUUUCUUAUAAAUAAAAAAUUAGGUAGGGCUACAAAGAAAUAUUAAUGAAACGCUAAACAAAAAAAAGUGUAUGUAAUUGACGUGGACUUUCCUACAAGUCUGGUUAUAUUGUGCUAGCGACUCCAUAUAAUUACUUUCUUUUCAGCAAAGUUCAUAAAAACUACAACUUUCUUACAAGGUUUUUUCAUUUCGGAUUAUCAGUCAGCUUUAACAAGUAUAAUUAUUACAAAUUAUUAAAUAUUUCAACAUUUAAAUAGUCCUUUAUCAACUGUCAAGAGUUUUUAAAGCAAUUCCAUUUUUAAAAGGUGUACUCGUUCGUAUUGCUGUCCUCCUUAACAAAGAGGCUCAGGCUGUAUAUCAAGUUUAUCAACUGUUAUUUGGUCAUACGUAGGCUAAAUUUAUCCAAACCAAAACCAUCUAACAUAUAAAUAACAAAAUAAUGACACCUUCUACGAUUCUGCUGAAAAAUUAUAAAAAUUUUAAGGUAUGUUUAGGUAGAUUAAGAAUAAUAUUUAUUGUUUUAGGGUAUGUGUAGGUGUGGUCUUGUUUUGUUUUUUUUUUAUUGGUAUACAACUUACUAUUACUUACUAUUACAACUUUACUAUUUUGUAAAUAUGAUUAUAUAAUCUCCAAUAUACUUGUCAAAUAUAAAGAAAAUAUCACAAUAAUUUUUUUUUUCAAACUAUUAAAUUUAUUUAAACUUUUAUAUUAUAGCAAUGUGAAUUAACUAUAGUCUAUUUAUAUAUAAUAUCACAACUUGCAUCUGUUAUUAUAUGUAGAAACCAAAGUGCUCA
Drosophila teissieri is the source of this 2135-nucleotide messenger RNA. RefSeq lists its product as uncharacterized. Gene Ontology annotation, molecular function: 8-oxo-dGDP phosphatase activity. The record is from RefSeq and is a predicted model, not a curated record. The coding region runs from base 280 to 1329 and encodes 349 amino acids. Lineage: Eukaryota; Metazoa; Arthropoda; Insecta; Diptera; Drosophilidae. The transcript has 4 exons.